AUGCUCUCAAAGCAGCCACCUGCCUUUGCUGCUGUACUGGCUGCUGCUGUGCCUGGUCCCUCUGUGCCUCCUCCCUUGUCGUCUUUGCCUCUCUAUGCUCUCCCCCACCCACCUGCCUCCUCCCAUCCCCUCUCCCCAACCCCAAACCCCACAGCACCCUCGCCCUAUCCCCCCCUUCCAUACCCUCCCCUCCUAACCCCCGCGCUCCCGCCGUCGUGUCCCCCGCCACCUCCUCUCUCCCUCUCUCCCCGAACCAGCCCGCACCCAAGGGUUGGGUCGCCCCCUGGACCCGGAGCCCGACCUGCCCUUGCUGGCCAUACCGAUGUUGCCCCUGCUGUCCCCUCUCCUCUACCCCACUCGCCGCCCUCUCCUACCCCUGCUGAACCUCCUGUUGCUGGCUGUGCUGUCCUCUCUCCUCUCCUCCACCAACCUGCCCCUCCUGCCAUUGCUGGUCAUGCUGUUGCUGUUGCUGCCGCUUUUGCUGCUGCUGUUGCUGCUGCUGCUGCUACUGCUGCUACUGCUGCUGCUGCUGCUGCUGCUGCUGCUGCUGCUGCUGCUGCUGCUGCUGCUGCUGCUGCUGCUGCUGCUGCUGCUGCUGCUGCUGCUGCUGCUGCUGCCGCUGCUGCUGCUGCUGCCGCUGCUGCUGCUGCUGCCGCCGCUGCUGCUGCUGCUGCUGUUGUUGUUCCCCUCGACCGAGCCCACCCUGCUGCUGCUGCUGUCCCCACGGUGCCCCUGACUGUCCCGGUACCCCGUCCCCCGUCCUCGAGAGUCCCUGCAGUCGCGCUCUAG
This is a messenger RNA of Closterium sp. NIES-65, 789 nucleotides long. The record is from the annotation of a GenBank genome assembly. NCBI's taxonomy places the organism in Eukaryota, Viridiplantae, Streptophyta, Zygnematophyceae, Desmidiales, Closteriaceae.